Molecule: messenger RNA, 2885 nt
Organism: Elgaria multicarinata webbii
Lineage: Eukaryota; Metazoa; Chordata; Lepidosauria; Squamata; Anguidae
Gene: TBL3
Product: transducin beta like 3
Exons: 22
Coding region: 59-2746 (895 amino acids)
Biological process (GO): endonucleolytic cleavage to generate mature 5'-end of SSU-rRNA from (SSU-rRNA, 5.8S rRNA, LSU-rRNA); endonucleolytic cleavage in 5'-ETS of tricistronic rRNA transcript (SSU-rRNA, 5.8S rRNA, LSU-rRNA)
Cellular component (GO): 90S preribosome; nucleolus; small-subunit processome
Molecular function (GO): protein binding; U3 snoRNA binding
Source: RefSeq, a predicted model, not a curated record
UGGCCAGAGCGGAGGGCCGGAGCCCGAGCCGGCGGAGGAGCCACGCCAGAGUUAGAUCAUGGCGACACCGAGCUCCUCGACGAAUUUCAAGACCAACUAUUCCGUGUACAGGACAAUCGAGCCUUUCUACAAAGGAGGAGCAAUUCAGAUAAGCCAAGAUGGGGAGUAUAUGUUUUGUGCUUGUGGGAGCAAGGUCAGCAUAGUGGACAUAGCGAGUGGAGAUCUUGUCCACAGUAUUGAACAGGACGAUGAAUCGGAAAUUACAGCAUUUGCUCUCAGCGAUGACGACGAAGUCCUCGUAACAGCAAGCCAAGCGCUGCUGCUGAAGCAGUGGGACUGGCCUGCGAAUAAGUGCACACGGACAUGGAAAGCUGUGCAUACAGCACCUGUAGCCAGCAUGGUGUUUGACUCAUCCUCCACUCUGUUAGCCACAGGCGGCUGUGAUAGCACCAUAAAGGUUUGGGACAUUCCCAGGCAGUACUGCACACACAACCUGAAAGGCUCGUCAGGGGUCGUCCACCUUGUCCAGUUCCAUCCAGAUAUCUCUCAGUCGCAGCUCUUCUCCUCCUCCAUGGACAACUCCAUCCGGCUGUGGGACCUUAAUACCAGCCAGUGCGUCGCUCAACUUGAAAACCACUUCAGCUCUGUUACCUCUUUGGCGUUCUCUCCAGACAAUGAGACACUCAUCAGCUCCGGCCGUGAUAAGAUCUGCACUGUCUGGGACCUGAAGACAAGGACACCCAAAGGCACUAUCUCCGUCUACGAGAGCAUCGAAUCUGUGGUCUUGUUACCAGAAGAAGGGGAUUUCUCAAAUGUGGGUGUGAAAAGAUCAGGCGCUCAUUUUCUCACUGCGGGCAGCAAAGGGAUCCUCCGUGUGUGGGACGCAUCCUCGGCCGCUUGUGUGCACAGCCAGCUGGAGCCCCACUUUCCAGCAUCAUUCAGAGUGGAGGACGAGUCUGGACUCCGCAGCCUCGUCCACUGUGCCCUGGUGCCGACGAAAAGUCAGAUCCUCGCUGUGAAUGCCGAUCGCAACAUCUGCCUGUACGACGCACAGACGCUUGAGCUCAGGAAGCAGUUUUCAGGUUACAAUGGAGAAGUUUUGGACGUCAGGUUCCUGGGCCCAAAGGACACGCACAUCGUCGUGGCUACCAACAGCCCCCAGCUCAAAGUGUUUGAGUUGGCCUCCUCGAACUGCCAGAUCCUGUAUGGCCAUUCGGACAUUGUCCUUGCCUUGGAUGUCUUCCGGAAAGGGAGGUUGUUUGCCAGCAGCGCAAAGGAUAAAACCUUCCGAAUUUGGCUGAUGCCAUACGAUGGGCCUGUCUUCUGUGUAGCCAAAGGCUUGGGCCAUUCGCAUGCCGUGGGCGCGCUCGCUUGCUCCAGAAUGAAAGAGACCUUCGUGGUCACGGCCAGCCAAGACCUUACAAUCAAAGUGUGGAAUCUCCCAGAGUCCCUGGUUUUCAAGGAAAGGUCAGCCAACAGAAAUCCAGGGAACAUAAAUUCAUCCAAUGCAAAUCCAGUCCCCGGAAAUCCAGCCAGUGGAAAUGCAGGCGCUCCAAACCCAGGUGCCGGAAGUCCAGCCAACGGAAAUGCAGGGGCCCAAAAGCCAGGUGCUGGAACUCCGGCCAACGGAAAUGCAGGUAUCCUAAAACAAGGUGCUGGAACUCCAGCCAAUGGAAAUCCACCCGCCCAAGCUCCAACCAACGGAAAGCCAGGCAAUGGAAAACCAGACAAAGUUGAAAUUCUUCAGCCCCAUGUGACAGAGAAAGCACAUGACAAGGAUAUUAACAGUGUAGCUGUUUCUCCGAACGACAAGCUGAUUGCGACGGGAUCCCAGGACAAGACAGCCAAGCUGUGGACCUCUCAAGACUGCGUUCUGCUGGGAGUCUUCCAAGGACACAGACGGGGCAUCUGGUGUGUGCAGUUCUCACCUGUGGACCAGGUCCUGGCUACCUCUUCUGCAGAUGGCACUGUGAAAAUCUGGGAUCUGCAGGAUUUCAGCUGUCUCAAGACGUUUGAAGGCCACGACUCCUCCGUGUUGAAGAUCAUCUUCGUGAGCCAAGGGGGACAGGUGCUUAGCAGUGGCUCCGACGGACUCCUGAAACUCUGGACGAUUAAGAACAGCGAAUGCGUGAAGACCUUAGACGGCCAUGAUGACAAAGUGUGGGGCCUGGACUCCAACCGGAAAGAUAACGUGGUGGUGACGGGCUCCAGCGAUUCCCGGGUCUUGCUGUGGAAGGAUGUCACCAAAAUAGAACUUGAAGAGGAGCAAGCGAAGCAAGAGGAGCAGAUCCUGAAAGAGCAGGCGCUGUCUAACUUGCUGCACGGAAAGCAGUUUCUGGAAGCACUGGGCUUGGCGAUCUCCUUAGGCCGGCCGCACACGGUCCUGACCGUUGUCAAGGCCAUUCUUAAGGAGACCGAUGGGAAAGAGGACUUGGAGAAGAACAUCAUAAAGCUGCGGAAAGACCAGAAAGAGGCCUUGCUGAAGUUCUCCGUCACUUGGAACACAAACUCGCGGAACUGCCACGAGGCUCAGGCAGUGGUGGAAACGCUCCUCAGGCACGAAACGCCGGAAUCCCUCCUGCAGUACGACGGGAUCAAAGCAGCAGUGGAGUCUCUCCUCCCGUACACAGAACGCCACUUCCAGAGGCUGGGCCGGUUACAGCAGGCCUCCAUGUUCCUUGAUUUCAUGUGGCAGAACAUGAGGCUGGCUGACGGGUCCAAAUGGGACGAGGAGAUGGAGACGUGACCGGGGCUGGCUGGCCGAGGCUGGGGAGACUGCGAUCAUCUGCCCUGUGCCCUUUUGUGUGCAGACGCAGGUUGGCGUUCCCGCGAGCAGCAUAGUUUAAAAUGUUUGUAAAAUAAACGUGUGUUUUUUUUUAAUUUUA